This is a messenger RNA of Hyphopichia burtonii NRRL Y-1933, 800 nucleotides long. RefSeq lists its product as uncharacterized. Gene Ontology annotation, cellular component: ESCRT III complex; multivesicular body. The transcript has a single exon. Bases 47 to 652 code for a protein of 201 amino acids. Gene Ontology annotation, biological process: protein transport; late endosome to vacuole transport; endosome transport via multivesicular body sorting pathway. NCBI's taxonomy places the organism in Eukaryota, Fungi, Ascomycota, Pichiomycetes, Serinales, Debaryomycetaceae. The record is from RefSeq and is a predicted model, not a curated record.
ACAACCUCAAAUAUCUGUUUUGUUGAAGAAGAAAGGAAUAUAUAGUAUGGCAGGGUUAGAGCAAUCAUUAUUCCAGUUGAAGUUUACUGCUAAACAGCUCAACAGACAGGCGGCCAAGGCAGCUAAAGAAGAGACUCAGGAAAAGGCCAAAACCAAAAAGGCAUUAACCCAAGGAAAUAAUGAUAUUGCACAACUAUACGCUCAAAAUGCUAUUCGUAAAAGUAAUGAACGAGUAAAUUUAUUACGAUUGGCAUCGAGAAUCGAUGCUGUUGCAUCCAGAGUCCAAACAGCAGUCACCAUGAGAUCAGUUACCGGUAACAUGUCUCAAGUUAUUAGAGGUAUGGAUAAAGCACUACAAACUAUGAAUUUGGAAAGAAUAUCGCUUGUAAUGGAUAAAUUCGAAAAUCAAUUUGAAGAUCUAGAUGCUUCAACAAACUACUACGAAAGUGCCACCAAUAAUGUGAAUGCUUUAACGACCCCACAAGAAGAAGUUGAUGAAUUAAUGAAUCAAAUUGCUGAUGAAGCCGGUAUCGAAAUGAAGCAAGGAUUAAAUGAAACCAAAGUGGACAUUGCCACUCCUCCUGCUGCAAACACCAUUUCCGAGGAAAAAGAGGAUAAGUUAGCCGAAAGAUUAAGAGCAUUAAGAAGUUAAAUAGUUCAAUAGCAACAAUUCUUCAUCAACCUGAUCUCUAACUCCUAUCACUGGAGUGUGUAGCCACCAAACAUCCGUACCUAUUCUCCCAUCCCUCGGAACUCGUGCUCGGAACUAGCGCAAACUCCGGUCCCGAAACCCUUCCGCU